GUGACGCGACGAGGGCAGGGCCGCCGGCCGGGGAGCCUCAGCCUCCGCCGCCGCCGCCGCCGCUGCUUGGGCCGGGAAGCGAUGUAGUAGCCGCCAGGCCGUCUCCCACCCUGCCCGGCCCGAGCCCCGCGGGCCGCCGCCGUGACCGCCGCCAUGAAGAAGCAGUUCAACCGCAUGAAGCAGCUGGCUAACCAGACCGUGGGCAGAGCUGAGAAAACAGAAGUCCUCAGUGAAGAUCUAUUACAGAUUGAGCGACGCCUGGACACAGUCCGGUCGGUAUGCCACCAUUCCCAUAAGCGCUUGGUGGCAUGUUUCCAGGGCCAGCAUGGCACCGAUGCUGAGAGGAGAUAUAAAAAACUGCCUCUGACAGCCCUUGCUCAGAAUAUGCAAGAAGCAUCGACUCAGCUGGAAGACUCUCUCCUGGGGAAGAUGCUGGAGACGUGUGGAGAUGCUGAGAAUCAGCUGGCUCUCGAGCUCUCCCAGCAUGAAGUCUUUGUUGAGAAGGAGAUCGUGGACCCUCUGUAUGGUAUCGCCGAGGUGGAGAUUCCCAACAUCCAGAAACAGAGGAAACAGCUUGCAAAACUGGUGUUAGACUGGGAUUCAGUCAGAGCAAGGUGGAACCAAGCUCACAAAUCCUCAGGAACCAACUUUCAGGGGCUUCCAUCAAAAAUAGAUACUCUAAAGGAAGAGAUGGAUGAAGCUGGAAAUAAAGUAGAACAGUGCAAGGAUCAACUUGCAGCCGACAUGUACAACUUCAUGGCCAAAGAAGGGGAGUACGGCAAAUUCUUUGUUACGUUAUUAGAAGCCCAAGCAGAUUACCAUAGAAAAGCAUUAGCAGUCUUAGAAAAGACCCUCCCCGAAAUGCGAGCCCAUCAAGAUAAGUGGGCGGAAAAGCCAGCCUUUGGGACUCCUCUAGAAGAACACCUGAAGCGGAGUGGGCGCGAGAUUGCGCUGCCCAUUGAAGCCUGUGUCAUGCUGCUCCUGGAGACAGGCAUGAAGGAGGAGGGCCUUUUCCGAAUUGGGGCUGGGGCCUCCAAGUUAAAGAAGCUGAAAGCUGCUUUGGAUUGUUCUACUUCUCACCUGGAUGAGUUCUAUUCAGACCCCCAUGCAGUAGCAGGUGCUUUAAAAUCCUAUUUACGGGAAUUGCCUGAACCUUUGAUGACUUUUAAUCUGUAUGAAGAAUGGACACAAGUUGCAAGUGUGCAGGAUCAAGACAAAAAACUUCAAGACUUGUGGAGAACAUGUCAAAAGUUGCCACCACAAAAUUUUGUUAACUUUAGGUAUUUGAUCAAAUUCCUUGCAAAGCUUGCUCAGACCAGCGAUGUGAAUAAAAUGACUCCCAGCAACAUUGCGAUUGUGUUAGGCCCUAACUUGUUAUGGGCCAAAAAUGAAGGAACACUUGCUGAAAUGGCAGCAGCCACAUCCGUCCAUGUGGUUGCGGUGAUUGAACCCAUCAUUCAGCAUGCCGACUGGUUCUUCCCUGAAGAGGUGGAAUUUAAUGUAUCAGAAGCAUUUGUACCUCUUGCCACCCCGAAUUCUAAUCACUCAUCCAACACUGGAAACGACUCUGACUCGGGGACCCUGGAGAGGAAGCGGCCUGCUAGCAUGGCGGUGAUGGAAGGAGACUUGAUGAAGAAGGAAAGCUUUGGUGUGAAGCUUACGGACUUCCAGGCCCACCGGCGGGGUGGCACUCUAAAUAGAAAGCACAUAUCCCCUGCUUUCCAGCCGCCACUCCCGCCCACAGAUGGCAGCACCGUGGCGCCCGCUGGCCCAGAGCCCCUUCCCCAGAGCUCAAGGGCUGAAAGCAGCUCUGGGGGUGGGACUGUCCCUUCCUCUGCGGGCAUACUGGAGCAGGGGCUGAGCCCAGGUGAUGGCAGUCCUCCCAAAGCCAAGGAGCCUGUAUCUGCAGCUGCACCUGCACCAGGGAGAAACAACAGUCAGAUAGCCUCUGGCCAAAACCAGGGCCAGGCAGCUGCCAGCUCCCACCAGCUCUCCGUGGGCCCACCUCACAAUGCCGCAGGGCCCAGCCCGCAUACGCUGCGCAGAGCUGUUAAAAAACCCGCUCCAGCACCCCCGAAACCAGGCAACCCACCUCCUGGCCAACCUGGGGGCCAGAGUUCUUCAGGAACAUCUCAGCAUCCACCCAGUCUGUCACCAAAGCCACCUACCCGAAGCCCCUCUCCUCCCACUCAGCACACAGGCCAGCCUCCAGGCCAGCCCUCCGCUCCCUCCCAGCUUUCAGCACCCCGGAGGUUCUCCAGUAGCCUGUCUCCAAUCCAAGCUCCCAAUCACCCACCGCCGCAGCCCCCUACGCAGGCCACGCCGCUGAUGCACACCAAACCCAAUAGCCAGGGCCCUCCCAACCCCGUGGCAUUGCCCAGUGAGCAUGGACUUGAGCAGCCAUCUCACACCCCUCCCCAGACUCCAACCCCCCCCAGUACUCCGCCCCUAGGAAAACAGAACCCCAGCCUGCCAGCUCCUCAGACCCAAGUUGGGGGUAACCCUGAGACUGCACAGCCACAUGCUGGAACCUUACCGAGACCGAGACCAGUACCAAAGCCAAGGAACCGGCCUAGUGUGCCCCCACCCCCCCAUCCUCCUGGUGUCCACUCAGCUGGGGACGGCAGCCUCACUAACACAGCACCAACAGCUUCCAAGAUAGUAACGGAUGCCCUUCCUAGUGCCCUCACAGGUGGGGAAGGUUUCCAGGACUAAGCAGUUUCGAGGAGAGACCUCUUCCUAGGGCAGCCCAGGGGCCAUCAGGAGGGUUCAUCUCAUCAUUAGAGGCCUUGAUAAAAAUGAGGCUUCCUUUCCUCCAUCAAAGCAAGCAAAUCCUUUGAAAGCUGCCUCUCUACAGGCUGCCCUGGGCUCAUAGCCAACAACAUCAGAGCCUGGAGGUGGGGCUGUACCACUCAGCCACCCUCUGGGAUCUCAAAGGCUCCACUUGGCUUCUAAGGGCUGAUGAGGGCCUCUCGCAAGGGACUCUGUGUGCAUGGGCUGACUUUGAAACUUCCCAGCCUCUCUCCUUCUCAGAGCACCCUCAGAUGGCCUCUUGGGCGUUAACCCUUCAUUGAUAUCAUGUCUUCUCGUGUUUUUGUCCAGACGCCAAUUCCAGGGUUUCAGAACCACUUCAAAGCAUCUUUCCUGAAAUGCACUCAGACUCAGCCAGCAAAGACAUGCCUGGCUGCAUCCUGCUGGAUAUAGACAAUGAUACCGAGAGCACCGCCCUGUGAAAAACGCCACCUCCCAGCCCUUCACCCCGUCCACCUUGGCAAAUGGAGCAGGGGAAGGCAAACCUCUUUCUUUGCAGACCAAACAGUGAAAAGCUUUCAGUGGAGGACAGAGGAGGGCCUCACUGUGCGGGACUUGGCCUUCUGCACGGCCCAAGGAGAACCUGGAGGCCGCCACUGAAGCUGAAUGACCUGUGUCUUGAAGAAGUUGGCUUUCUUUACAUGGGAAGGAAAUCAUGCCAAAAAAAAAAAAACCAAAACAAAACAAAACAAAAAAAACAGAGAAAUACCUGGAAUGGAGAGAGUAUUCCUGCUGAGAUGUGCAUCGGAAGCUUUUGUCUCUGCUCCGAAUGCGGGCAGCACCUACAGCAACUUGGAAUGAGUCAGAAGCAGUAUGUUAACUAUUUAAUAAAAUGCGCUCAUUAUGCAAGUCGCCCACUGUCUGCUACCUGGACCUUCAUUCUUAUGUAUCAGGAGGGAGGCACUUCUCCUUCAGACUUGCUGCAGAAUCAUUUUGUAUCAUGUAUGGUCUGCGUCUCCCCAGUCCCCUGAGAACCAUGCACAUGGAUGGUGACUGCUGGCUCUGUCACCUCGUCAAACUGGAUGUGACCCAUGCCGCCUCGUUGGAUUGCCGGAAUGUAGACAGAAAUGUACUGUUUUCUUUUUUAAACAGUGUAAUUGCUACUUGAUAAGGACCGAACAUUAUUCUAGUUUCAUGUUUAAUUUGAAUUAAAUACAUUCUGUGGUUUAUAUGAAAA
This is a messenger RNA of Saimiri boliviensis boliviensis (Bolivian squirrel monkey), 3988 nucleotides long. RefSeq names its product Rho GTPase activating protein 17 (gene ARHGAP17). Gene Ontology annotation, biological process: regulation of Rac protein signal transduction; positive regulation of GTPase activity; signal transduction. The record is from RefSeq and is a predicted model, not a curated record. Gene Ontology annotation, molecular function: protein binding; GTPase activator activity. Gene Ontology annotation, cellular component: cytoplasm; intracellular anatomical structure; cytosol. NCBI's taxonomy places the organism in Eukaryota, Metazoa, Chordata, Mammalia, Primates, Cebidae.